Messenger RNA from Xenopus laevis (African clawed frog), 2626 nucleotides. RefSeq names its product cell wall protein DAN4-like. The coding region runs from base 1 to 2430 and encodes 809 amino acids. The transcript has 11 exons. Lineage: Eukaryota; Metazoa; Chordata; Amphibia; Anura; Pipidae. The record is from RefSeq and is a predicted model, not a curated record.
AUGGCACGAUGGGUCUCUUUAUUUCUUUUGCUUGCCCUCUGCGAUAUUUGCACGGCACAGUCAACAACCAAUAGUACAACACAACCAGUGUGCAUAUGUCCUACUCCCACUCUAAAUACUACAACGCAACCUACAAGCACCACAACUAGUGUCACCACAAUUACUACUACUGCUCCCUCAUCCACAACUACUGCAGCUUUAACUACUACAACUCAACCUACAAGCACCACUUCUACUGCCCCCACAUCUACAAGCACCACUACUACUGCCCCCACAUCUACAAGCACCACUACUACUGCCCCCACAUCUACAAGCACCACUACUACUGCCCCCACAUCUACAAGCACCACUACUACAGCCCCCACAUCUACAAGCACCACUACUACUGCCCCCACAUCUUCAAGCACCACUACUACAGCCCCCAUAUCUACAAGCACCACUACUACUGCCCCCACAUCUUCAAGCACCACCACUACAGCCCCCAUAUCUACAAGCACCACUACUACUGCCCCCACAUCUACAAGCACCACUACUACAGCCCCCACAUCUACAAGCACCACUGCUACUGCCCCCACAUCUUCAAGCACCACUACAACAGCCCCCAUAUCUACAAGCACCACUACUACUGCACCCACAUCUACAAGCACCACAACUAGUGUCACCCCAACUACUUCAUCUGCUGCUUCAUCAUCCGCAACUACCACAGUACUGACUACUACCACUCAACCUACAAGCACCACUACUACUGUUUCCACAACUGCUAGCACAACAACAUCUGCUACUUCCUCAUCCACAACAACAUCACAGUCAACAACCAGUAGUUCAACUCCAGUAUGCAUAUGUCCUACUCCCUCUUCCACAACUACUGUAACUACUACAACUCAACCUACAAGCACCACUACUUCUGUCCCCACAUCUACAACAACUACAACCACACCAACAACCACAACAAUUUCAGCCUGUGCGCAAUCAACUGUGGCUAUUCAGCUGAUCCAGGUGUCUAGUGAUCAAAUCCAGCUCAUGCCUAUUGGUCAAAAUGGACCAACUGGAGCUCAGUUCAAUGUGACACUGUCAAAGAACAACACAGUCGUAGACAUAAAAACAACGUCUGGUUUGACGGUCACAUUUUCUGGUUUAUUUCCUGCUAGUCAGUAUGACAUUGCCGUAAAACAACUGUCUUGUCCGAACAGACCCGAUACUACCAGCAGUGUUACCACAGAUGGAAGAUUAUUUGCUGCAGUAGUCCGAAUAGUAAAUACUGUAUAUACUGCUGACCUCGGUAAUAAAAGCAGCACGGCAUACCAAAACUUUGCAGCUAACUUCACGGCAGAUAUAAAGAAUAAUGUGCCGUCGGACACCAAGGCCCUGUUUAACUCUGGGAGAAUGAUUAUUUUCAUAACCGGUAUCAGGAAUGGAAGUAUCAUCGCCGACUUUUCCAUAGCCACAAAUACGGCUGAUAACAUAACUCUGACCAACGUGACUCAGUCAUUCACCAGCGCACUCAACAGCAGCUCCACAUAUAAAGUUGACCCAAACUCUUACACGUUUGCAGUCCGAAAUGCGUGUGAUGCUUCAGUAAAUCCAUGUCCUGCAAAUGCCACCUGCACUUCCCUCAACGGAACAGCCGCCUGCCAGUGUAGGUCUGGUUUUAAUGACACAAGUCCAAGUGUUCCUGGAAAAACCUGUGCAGAUAUAAAUGAGUGUUUAGCCAGUCCCAGCCCUUGCUCGGUUCUAGCCUCCUGCACCAACACCAUAGGAAGUUAUCAGUGCCAGUGUUUGCCUGGGAUACAAGAUGGAAACUCUUCUAACCCUGGCCAACAAUGUAUCGACCCAACCUCAUGCUUUAACAGCACGACACUGUGCUCCAGCAAUAACACCUGCCUCGACACCAAAAACACCAUAUGUGCAAAUAAUAAAGUCAUUCCUUUCAUGAUAAAGUUCAACAACUGGACCUUCACUCCAGACCUGUACGACAGAACCAGCGCCGCCUACUCCAGCAAAGCAGCUCAGUUCACAGGGAGUGUGGUAAGUGCAAUGAGAGUGAUGCUAAGUGACAGCACCUUCAAUAUCACCGUGGUUGGCUUCAGACCUGGAAGUGUCAUCGCCUACUUUAUAUCCACAACUCAGUCGUCCACUCUUGACACAAGCACCAUCCAGACCGCUCUCAUUAACGCAGUGACGUUCUUGAUAUCCAAUAACAUUACAAACCUGGUGACCUAUGUAAAUAUUGCUGUAACGACCUCUGCAAGCAGCUCGGAUGUAUGCUACGGCUGGAGAACAGCCACCAUUGUGCUCGGGGUGUUUUUGGGAGUCGCUUUGCUCUUGGUAUUGGUCUUUGCUGCAAUGUGUUAUCGUAUAGGGGGCAGAUUAGGCCGAUACAAACCCAGUACACAGAGAGGCAAGUCGGGCAGAACUAACACCUAUAAUUAAAUUAAAUGUGGAUUUUCCUUGUACCUCCUGGUUUAAUGUAGUUUUUCUUAUCGCUGAUUUGAAAUACUUCCAAUCUGAUUUAUUAUGACAUAUAUUUUAUUUUCUCUAAAUUAUAUUGUUGUGCUCAUUUCUGCUCUGUGUCCUAAUAGACAGAAAUACUGUAUAUUACAGACAAAUAAAGUGUAUCUCACUUACA